AUGUCGGGACCAAAAUCCGACCACCUUUUGUCCUCAAUAACAGAGGCUCGUUACUCGUUAAAGCAUCUUCAGAUGUUAGUGGAACGAGCUCGACUGAUCCAGGGGGGCCUACUCCCUCAUUUGGAUAGCGAGGAAGAAAGCAUACCCGUUGAGAACCUUAAAGUCCAAUCUUCAGGAGAAAUACGAUCAGAGGAUCAAAAUGAAACUGGCCAAGUGUAUCUUCAUCCGGUUAAGGGCGACUUACAGGACCCAUCCGCUUCUCACAAAACACUAGAUUUAGCAUCAAGCCUCGAAGUGGGCCCAACAAAUAGCAAUAGUGAAAAAAACAAUAGGCUCUCACUUUUGGAGAAUGAUUGCAAGUGGUGGUUGGUGAAAUACAUCUCUGAUGCCCACAGACACAUACAAGGUUGUUGCUUUGUUGAAGGUGAAUGGUUAAGGAAUGCAUUCAGAUGGAAAGAAACUAUCGGCCCAUGGGAAGAAAGGCCGGGCCAUUUUGUUGAUGUUUGGCAUUAUUGGACUGAUGAUGGAUUUGGUCAUCUGGAGUUUCUCCAGCUUGCUGAGGAUUUAGGCACCGCACCUAUCUGGGUAUUCUGCAAUGUUGAGAUAUUCAUGCAAGUUCAAUCUAAAAUCCACCCUGGACACAAUAAAACAACAUGCCUCAAGAUGAAAUCCCGAAAAGAUGACAAAGAUUCGUUGGAUUUCGACACUUCAAGUGAGGAUGAUAGACAGGAUCAAUCUUCUUUUCAUGCCAGUUCAAGGAGGGGAUAUCACAGUUGUGAAUAUGCAAACUCUAGCCAUGUGAAUCUGAAACCAAAUGCUUUUACUGUAUCUAAUCAAAGGUCUGGAAAUGACUUAAGCUUCCAAGAUUUGUUGUUUUCGUUUGAUCCAAGUAGCGUGGAUGCUCAAUUUGGCACUUCUAAGAGUGGCUUUGGCAACUGCUGCAAAUAUGUGCAAGAAACUACCUUCAGAGCUGCUGAUUUCGUUAUGGGAGCUGUACCAUUGUUAACAAAUCUCUUACAGUAUCCUGAUGCCAAGGUUUUGGAUGUUGUGUUUGCUGCCCAUGUGCAUGCUGAUGAGCGCUCGUUUUCUUUAUGUUUUCUCCAAUACAACUGCGUUUUUAACGGUAGAUCAGAUCCUUGUGGAGCUGCCCACAUUGCGAUUGGCGAUGUAGGGAACAUAGAAGGAUUAGCACCCAGAUACAAGAAGUCCCAGCCUGAGUGGUCAGUCUUCCAGGAGGCCAGCUUUGGCCAUGCUGAGCUCAGAAUCGUGAACUUAACUCAUGCGUAUUGGAGUUGGCACAGAAAUGUUGAUGAUGAACCAGUUAAAUCAGACAGUUUUCUGUAUGACAGGACAGGUCGCAUGGGCUUUGCUGCUCAUUUGGUAUCAGAUUCGGGACAGUUCUUGAUGCCGCCGAGACGACGAGAUCUCGAGAUUGAUGAUCGUCUUCAACGUAUGGACGAUCGGGUCCAAUUGAUGGACACUCGGGUGACCGAUCUCGCUACGGGGAUCGACGAUAUACGUACCACUCUUACGACCAUGUUAGGAGAUCAGCAAGCAUACAGGGAGUCGCAACCCGCAAUGGAGGCCCGUGGGGGUCCGAUUGUCGCGGUCUCCUCCCUGUGCAGCGGAAGGUUUUCCGAUCCCGGCUUUCCAUAUGCCUUCCCUCCGAUGGCGGCGCGCCGUGUUGCUGUAAAUCGCGAUACCUGGUGCCAUGUUGGCGUCAAAUUCUGUCGUGAUGCGGGUGGCGAUUUUCAGCGCGUCGGAAUGGGAGAUUUCCGCCGAGCGGCUAUUGGCGAGGAUUUGCGCGGUUGGCCGCAUCAAGAUAUUCAUGAAACUCAUGAACAGUUGAUUUCUCGUUAUAUUAGGGGAUUGUAUGUCUCUAUUCAGGAUGUGUUGAAUAAGUUUACACCGACUUCCGUUUCUGAGGCUCAUCAGCGGGCUUUAUUGGUUGAGCAGCAGCAGGCCCGGAAGGUGGGCACUUCUUUUACGCCGUCUACAAAUAAGCCUCUUGGGACUUCGGGUACCGCAACGUCUGCGACGAAGGCUCCGUUCGAUUUGGGUGCUCCUUCUGAAGGCCGUGUGGGUGGCCCCACGAUGAGGAGUGGCAAUCGGCAGUCUAAUGGCCCAGUGCUUUCGAAGGCGAGAGGGUCACGGGCGUUGUUUGUUGAAGAGCCAGACUCGACUGUUUAUGAUGGUCCUCCAAUUUUUUAUAAAGAGCAGAAGUUCCAGAGAUGCAUGUCUCAGGAGACGUGGGUCACGCGCUUAUCCUUCGUCGGUUUCUUUUGUCUCCCCACUUCUCUUUCGAGGAUAAGUGAGCCGCAUCCGGAUCCGUAUGCUCUUGCGUGGAUACAACAUGAUGAUUCUGUUCGUGUCACCCGACGCGUGUUGGUGACCUUUUCUAUUGGAUCCUCUUAUAAUGACUUGACAUGGUGUGACGUCGUGCCUAUGGAUUCUUGGCACGUUUUAUUAGGACGACCUUGGCAAUUUGAUCACUCGGUGGUACAUAAUGGACACCUCAACAUAUAUAGUUUUUUAUUUAAGGGCGUCCACAUAGUCCUGCAUCCGUCGUCAUCCAGUUCUGGUCCUUUGCCAUCGUCGUCUCUGAUUUUAUUCGUUUCUCGCGCCAAGCAGUGUAGGGAGUUAUCUGACUCGGAGGAUGGUCGUUUGAUGGUUUUUGACGUAUGUGAUUUUGUCGACAAGGUCGUCCAUGACACCGACGAGAUUGUGGAUUCGACGGCGAAUCCUCUCCACUCGGGGGAGAAUGAUGCCGACGAGAUUGCAUUAGCAUAUCUCGACCAAUAUGAUCGACUUCGGCUUUUAUUUAAGUGGAGAGGACUUGGCUUGCUGCAUCAAAAAGACUCGGCCGACCCCUUUUUCAGCGCAUCUUCUGAGGCCCACAGCAAGAGAAAGAUGUUGCAGGAGCUCGGGAAACUGGCAUGCCUGAGGCAGAGGAAUUUAAUGAGUCUGAGGGCUUAUGUGUUUGAAUCGGGUGUUUACUCAUUGCUUUACGAUUAUGUGUCGAUAGGAAGUCUCGAGGAUGUGAUGAAAAGAGUUACCGAAAAUCAGUUAGAGCUUAAGUGA
Messenger RNA from Striga asiatica, 3081 nucleotides. Lineage: Eukaryota; Viridiplantae; Streptophyta; Magnoliopsida; Lamiales; Orobanchaceae. The record is from the annotation of a GenBank genome assembly.